CACGAGGCGUCCGGCCCUCCUCGUGAGGGAGGCCCACGCCCCGGCCACGUGCCUGCUGUCCUCUCAUGGAGCCCACCCGAGACCAUCCCCUCUUCGGAGGCGCCUUCGUCGCCACUUUGCCGGCCGGGGCAAAGGACGUCAGUGACCUGAGACCGGUCCCCGACAACCAGGAAGUUUUCUGUCACCGCGGGACGGAGCAGAGCCUGAUCCUGGAGCUGCUGGAGCUGCAGGACCACGUGCAAGGAGAGGAGGCCGCAAGGUUCCACUUUGAGGCCGUCGGGGGACUACAAGGGGCCGAGGACGCGGGGCCGGGGCAGGUGGAGUCCGUGCGGCCCCUACCCCUGGACUCUCUGGCCCUGCAGGGCUGCUCCGAGGCGUGGCUCCUUACUGGACGCCAGCGAGUGGCCAAGGAACACGAGGAGGUAGAGAAAGACGUGACCCUGCAUCAAGCCCUGCUUCGCCUGCCCCAGCACGGGACUGACUUGCUACUGACCUUCAACCAGCCCUUCCCCGAAGACGGCUUGACAAUCCCGCUCCCUCAGACCCCUCCAGCCUGGACGCUGCAAGACUUGCAGCUGUUGGUGACCAGCCUCCGGCUCCUGGAUCCCACCAUCUUCGGACCGCAGCGAGGCCCGUGAGGGACCACCCAGCUCUUCACCCCCCCCCACCCCGGGUCGGACCCCCUGGGUCUCGGAGGACCGCGUGGAGAGGUGGGCCUGAGGGGCCGAGGCACCUUUUGGGGCGGCGGUGGGGUGUCCCCCGAGGGAUCGGGAAGCCGAGGGGGCCGAGGCGGGACGUUCGGGAGGAAACGGAGCCCUUGGCUCGUGGCCCCCUUCCUACCCUCCUGGGUCAGACAGACACAGACACCUCAUCUCUGCAGAAAUAAACCUUCCUUUAUUAUA
Messenger RNA from Tachyglossus aculeatus (Australian echidna), 902 nucleotides. RefSeq names its product RAN guanine nucleotide release factor (gene RANGRF). Gene Ontology annotation, molecular function: sodium channel regulator activity; transmembrane transporter binding; guanyl-nucleotide exchange factor activity. Gene Ontology annotation, biological process: regulation of membrane depolarization; heart contraction; regulation of sodium ion transmembrane transporter activity. The transcript has 5 exons. Lineage: Eukaryota; Metazoa; Chordata; Mammalia; Monotremata; Tachyglossidae. Gene Ontology annotation, cellular component: nucleus. The record is from RefSeq and is a predicted model, not a curated record. Bases 66 to 638 code for a protein of 190 amino acids.